UUGGUGUAUUUCUUAUGGUAAAUUUCGUCGAACGAUGGAAAUUGACGCCGUUUCUAGCGGAUCGAGUGAUUCCCAUAUGGAGAAUUACGGCCAUCCCUUAAGUAACACAAACUAUUACUCCGAAAAUUUAUUUUUUACGUCGAAUUGUAAACUCGAUCAUUAUUUCGCCGGUGAGAAAUUAGUUAAAAAAACGGAAAAUAAUGGAAAGAAAGCGGACUAUUUUCGAAAAGAUGUUAAUAAAAGUGAUGUUGAUAAAAGGGGUUUGGGGUAUGUGGAAUAUUUCGAAAAAAAAGUCGACGAAGGGCGCAGGAUGCAAUUGGAUUAUUAUAAUAAUAACAGUAAUAAAAAUGAGGGUCUUAUACAGUUGAAUGGAGUGGACAGUUACGGGAAAAAACCUGUCAGUUUCUCACCUGAUCAAGUGCAAUGUAUGUGUGAAGCUCUUCAGCAACGCGGUGAUUUAGAGAAAUUGGCGACGUUUCUUUGGUCACUUCCACCUUCGGAGCUUCUAAGGAGCAACGAGAGUAUUUUGCGCGCGAGAGCUGCAGUGGCGUUUCACAGAGGAGCUUAUCACGAACUUUAUUCAAUUUUGGAAUCACACGCGUUUCACGCUAGGUGGCAUCCGGAGCUACAAGUUUUAUGGUAUAACGCACAUUAUAACGAAGCUGAAAAAAUCAGGGGAAGGCCUCUAGGCGCGGUAGAUAAAUAUCGACUCCGUAAGAAAUAUCCGCUACCGAAGACGAUAUGGGACGGCGAAGAAACUGUUUAUUGUUUCAAAGAACGAAGUAGAAACGCUUUAAAAGAUUGUUAUAGUAGAAAUAGAUACCCCACACCAGAUGAAAAAAGAGCGUUAGCUAAAAGAACCGGUUUGACGUUGACGCAAGUUUCUAAUUGGUUCAAAAAUAGGAGGCAGAGGGAUAGAACGCCGCAAUCUAGACCGGACCUAAUCAUUGGGAAUAUGUCUCUUAGUCAUCAGAGCAACAUAAUGACAUCGAUGGGAAACCACCAAGGCACACUAGAUAUGUCCGCUUUUCAAACUGCCAGUAAACUUUUUGAUCCAACUUGUACUAUAACUUCUUGUUAUUCGGACUACCAAGUAGUCUAA
Messenger RNA from Diorhabda sublineata, 1102 nucleotides. RefSeq names its product homeobox protein six1-like. NCBI's taxonomy places the organism in Eukaryota, Metazoa, Arthropoda, Insecta, Coleoptera, Chrysomelidae. Gene Ontology annotation, molecular function: RNA polymerase II cis-regulatory region sequence-specific DNA binding; DNA-binding transcription factor activity, RNA polymerase II-specific. The record is from RefSeq and is a predicted model, not a curated record. The coding region runs from base 35 to 1102 and encodes 355 amino acids. The transcript is spliced from 4 exons. Gene Ontology annotation, biological process: regulation of transcription by RNA polymerase II. Gene Ontology annotation, cellular component: nucleus; transcription regulator complex.